Molecule: messenger RNA, 6865 nt
Organism: Thalassophryne amazonica
Lineage: Eukaryota; Metazoa; Chordata; Actinopteri; Batrachoidiformes; Batrachoididae
Gene: heatr5b
Product: HEAT repeat containing 5B
Exons: 32
Coding region: 43-5694 (1883 amino acids)
Biological process (GO): retrograde transport, endosome to Golgi; endocytosis; intracellular protein localization
Cellular component (GO): Golgi apparatus; endocytic vesicle; membrane
Source: RefSeq, a predicted model, not a curated record
UCGUCAUCCAUCUGGGCUUGUCGGAACACACAGGUCCUGGUCAUGGAGCUGGCUCAUAGCUUGCUGCUCAAUGAGGAUGCUUUAGCCCAGAUCACUGAAGCAAAGAGGCCUGUCUUCAUAUUUGAAUGGCUGCGUUUCUUGGACAAAGUGCUUGUUGCAGCAAAGAAGGUGGAUGUGAAGGAGAAGCAGAAAAAGUUAGUCGAACAGUUGACGGGAUUGAUCAGCAGCGCCCCUGGGCCACCAACAAGAAAACUGCUGGCUAAAAAUCUUGCCACGCUCUACAGCAUUGGUGACACAUUCACUGUCUUCCAGACUCUGGAUAAGUGCAAUGAUAUCAUUAAAAGCAAAGAUGACACACCUGCAUACUUGCCAACAAAACUUGCUGCAGUGGCUUGUGUUGGAGCGUUUUACGAGAAGAUGGGUAGGAUGCUGGGAAGCUCCUUUCCUGACACCAUUAAUAAUCUUUUGAGGGCAUUAAAGAGUGCAGAGUCUCAAGGCAGAGGAGAGAUUCUUCUCAGCCUGCAGAAGGUUCUCAGUGGACUGGGUGGUGCUGCAGCUUCAUGUCACAGAGAUAUCUACAAGAAUGCUCGCUCUCUUCUCACAGACAGAUCCAUGGCUGUGCGGUGUGCAGUAGCAAAGUGUCUGUUGGAGCUGCAGAAUGAGGCAGUAUUCAUGUGGACCACAGAACUAGAGAACGUGGCCACACUGUGUUUCAAAGCUUUGGAAGGAUCGAACUAUGGUGUACGUGUAGAAGUGGCCAAACUGCUGGGCACAGUCAUGGCCACGGCCCUGAUGCCCAAACAAGCAGCUGUGAUGCGUCAGAAUGUGAAGAGGGCCACUCUGGAGGAAGUUCUGGAAAUAAUGGCCACUGGCUUUCUGCGUGGUGGAUCUGGUUUUCUGAAGAGUGGUGGGGAGAUGCUAAAGGGGGGAGGCUCUGUCAGCAGGGAGGUGCGGGUGGGCGUCACACAGGCCUAUGUUGUAUUUGUGACUACACUUGGUGGCCAGUGGCUUGAGCGCAACUUUGCCACUUUCUUGUCCCAUGUUUUGGACCUAGUGUCUCACCCGCGCGCCACACAGACUCAUGUAGAGGCUGUGUACUCACGCCGCUGUGUGUCCUUCAUGCUACGAGCUACCCUUGGAGGAUUGCUUGGAGAGAAAGCUCAAAUUGCUGCGGGAAAAGAAAUCUGCCAAGCUAUCAGCAAGCAAAUGAGGGCUGUGGGUAAGGAGGAUGGGGGGGAAAUGUCACGGUUCAGAGCAUUGCAGAGUAAGUACUCAUCCAUUGUUAUUUUUUUCAGUUCCAAUUCAUCAUUUAUUCAGUCCUCUAAAAUGUUUGCAUGGUUUGAGCUUGUCUUGUGUACACAUCUACUGACAUUACGAUUCCUUUCUUCUGUAGCAAUGCGUAGUUUUGUGGCCCACUGCCCUGAAUUACUUACAGAAGAUGUGAUUCGGAGGCUGAUGACUCCCAUCGACUGUGCGAUGACAAUGUUGUCUCAUGUCCCUGCUAUCAUUAAGGUCCAUGGGGCUCAUCUGAAAGCAAGUGCAGCGAUGGUGAGGCUGAGGUUAUAUGACAUCUUGGCUCUCUUGCCACCUAAGACAUAUGAAGGCAGCUUUAAUGCCCUUCUGAGGGAACUUGUGGCUGAGUUCACUUUGACUGACAACUCUGCCAACACUACCACCUCCUUACUGCGCUCCCUCUGUCACUAUGACGACAGCGUGCUCAUGGGUUCCUGGCUACAGGAGACAGACCACAAAUCAAUAGAGGAUCAGCUACAGCCCAACAGUGCUUCUGGCAGUGGCGCUCUUGAGCAUGAUCCGUCUUCCAUUUACCUUCGUGUUCCUGUCGGUGAGGCUGUUCCAGGGCCUCUACCUUUGGGCGUGUCAGUCAUUGACGCCUCAGUGGCUCUAUUUGGGGUGGUUUUUCCCCAUGUCUCCUUCAAACACAGGCUACAAAUGCUCGACCAUUUUGCAGAGUGUAUAAAGCAGGCAAAGGGAGUUCGACAGCAAGCUGUCCAGCUGAACAUCUUUACUGCAGUGCUUAGUGCCCUCAAGGGCUUAGCUGAGAACAAAAGUACUCUUGGUCCUGAAGAGGUACGUAAGUCUGCCUUGGCCCUGGUGAUGGGAGCUUUGGACAAUCCCAACCCCAUUCUUCGCUGUGCUGCGGGAGAGGCUUUGGGCAGGAUGGCUCAGGUGGUGGGAGAGGCCACCUUUAUUGCCAGAAUGGCACAGACCAGCUUUGACAAGCUCAAGUCGGCUCGUGAUGUUGUGUCAAGGACAGGCCAUUCUCUCGCUCUUGGUUGUCUGCAUCGAUAUGUUGGAGGAAUUGGCUCAGGUCAACACUUGAAGACCAGUGUCAGCAUCCUGUUGGCUCUAGCUCAGGAUGGGACCUCUCAUGAAGUCCAGACAUGGGCGCUUCACUCUCUCGCUCUGAUUGUGGACUCCAGUGGUCCCAUGUACAGAGGAUACGUGGAGCCCACCCUGUCCCUGGUGCUGACUCUGCUCCUCACUGUGCCUCCAUCUCACACAGAGGUGCACCAGUGUUUGGGCCGCUGCCUGGGAGCUCUCAUCACCACUGUGGGACCAGAAUUACAGGGAAACGGUGCGACUAUAUCUACCAUCCGCUCGUCGUGCCUGGUUGGUUGUGCCAUAAUGCAAGACCACUCUGAUUCCCUGGUGCAGGCAGCUGCGAUCUCAUGUCUGCAGCAGCUGCAUAUGUUUGCUCCCCGCCACGUUAACCUGUCCAGCUUGGUGCCCUGUCUUUGUGUGCACCUGUACAGCUCUCACCUAUUGCUGCGCCGUGCUGCCGUGGCCUGCUUGAGACAGCUUGCUCAGAGAGAGGCGGCAGAGGUAUGCGAGUAUGCAAUGAGCCUAGCGAAGAGGGCAGGAGACGGCAAAGACAGCACCACUAUCAACCUGAACAUUACAGAGACGGGCCUAGAGGGGGUGCUGUUUGGCAUGCUGGAUCGGGAGACAGACAGGAAGCUGUGUUCUGAUAUCCAUGACACACUGGGUCACAUGCUCUCAUCUCUUGCUGUGGAAAAACUUUCUCAUUGGCUGAAACUCUGCAAGGAUGUAUUGGCAGCAACUACAGAUGUGGGAGUAGCUGUUGCAUUUGAAGUGGAAAAGGACGAAGAAGACACUGAGAAAAAAGACGAAAUGGAUGAUGACACCAUGUUUACUGGUUUGGGUGAAGAUGACAAGUCGAAGCCUUCUGUGGCACCGCGGUGGAUGACGAGGGUGUUUGCUGCAGACUGUUUGUGUCGCAUCAUUCUUCUGUGUGAGAAUGCAGACAAGGCGCACUUUGACCUGGCAGCUGCCCGCUCUGCACAAGCUAAGAAUCCCAAAGGAGAUCUGCUGGUACUUCAUUUAUCUGACCUCAUUCGCAUGGCUUUCAUGGCAGCCACAGACCACAGUAACCAGCUCAGGAUGGCUGGCCUGCAGGCCUUAGAGGACAUCAUUAAGAAGUUUGCUGCUGUACCAGAGCCUGAGUUCCCAGGGCAUGUUAUUUUGGAACAGUACCAGGCCAAUGUUGGAGCUGCACUCAGUCCUGCGUUUUCCCCUGAUACACCAUCUGACAUAACGGCUAAGGCAUGCCAGGUGUGCAGUACCUGGAUUGGUAGUGGUGUGGUUAGCGACCUCAGUGACUUGCGGCGAGUCCACAACCUGCUUGUGUCAUCACUGGACAAAGUACAAACUGGGAGGGGCUCUUCCAUCCAACUAUACAGUGAAAGUGCCACUACCAUGGAGAAACUGGCCGUGCUGAAGGCAUGGGCUGAGGUGUAUGUUGUAGCAAUGAAGAUCAAGAAAGAAGCAGAGUCUAAGCCUGCCAAACCAGUCCGAGGUGGAGAUGAUGAUGAUGAUGAUGAUGAUCUGAGUGCCGAUGUGCUUCCACCUGACAGCCUCAUUACCUUGGUGCAGCCUGAGCUGCCUUCGCUCAGCCGCCUGUGGCUUGCAAUGCUUAGAGACUACGCUCUGCUCACUCUGCCACCAGAGUUUUCCAGUCAGCUGCCGCCUGAUGGUGGAGCUUUUUACACUCCAGAGACCAUAGACACAGCACGUCUCCACUACCGUAGCUCAUGGGCCCCUGUCCUUCAUGCUGUAGCCCUGUGGCUGAAUAACACAGGAUUUGGAGCUGGUGACGAGAAAGAAGAGGUCCCUUCAGCCACCUCUAGGCCUCCCAGUUUCCCACAAGGAACUCCAGCCACCAAGAGCUUUGAGGAGUUGGUCAAUGACAGAAUGCAUCUAAUGUUGGGUGUCAGUAUUGAGUUUCUCUGCUUCCCGCGACCUGAAGAGCCCAUUGAGCAUGUGAUGUCAUGCCUGCAGGCCUUGAGCACUCUGCUAGAGUCUCCUUGUGCUAAGGCUCAUGUCGCAGAGGACCAGCUGUUGGCAGUAGAGCUCCUGAACGUGCUCCAUAGACUACUCUUAACCCGAGACCCACUGGCUGUACAGCUCCAGGUCACUGCUGUAGUACAGGAGACUAUCAAAGCUGCUCAGGUUCACCUUCAGCGACCAAAGCCCAGCCAGGGCAAAGAUGAAGAACAGGAGAAAGACUCUCAUUCUACCUUAGGAGAAGGAGGAGAAACUGGAGAGCUCAUCCCUGGCAAGUCUCUGGUGUUUGCAGCCAUGGAGCUGCUGGUGUUCAUCUUGGUGCGCCAUUUGCCACAACUUAACAUGCGUGUGAAGGAGUCACCAAGCCACAUGCCACUUAGGCCCCAGAGUUUACCUGAAGAGAGCGCACGCCUGGUGGCAAACACUGUUUCCAUCUUGGCAGACCUGCCUUCUCUCUGCUCCCCUGCAGGAAGCAUGACCAUCCUACCUACUGUGUUAUUCUUAAUCACUGGGGUGCUGAAGGAAACUGCUGUGAAGACAACAGACAACUCUGUUCCUGCUCCUGUAUCAGCUGCCCUGCAGGGCAUUAAGACAGUCAUUACGUCCCCAGUGGCUCAGGUGGAGAGUGUGCAGACGCAGUGGACCAGCCUUGUGAGGAGCAGCCUCGCCUCCAUACUUGAGUAUUCUCAGCCAGACGAGUCCAGGCCUAACAUGGACGAGGUCAGUAUGCUGACAGCGAUGACACUCUUCCUGCUAUCUGCCAGUAAUGAGCUUGUAGGAGUAACUGUCCUGCAGAAGGGCUGCAUGGACCGCUUCAGAAAUGCGCUCAACUCGAGUGAUCCUGGAGUUCAGGCCCGGUGUUACCAGUUGCUGCUAUCAGUGUUUCAGCACUCCAGCCGUGCCCUAUCUACUCCUUACAUCCACACGCUAGCUCCACUCAUGGUAGAGAAACUAAAGGCAGUGGAGCGCUGCCGGCCAGGGACUGCUCCUGAAUUACAGGCUGUGCAGGAGGGCGUCAGGGUUCUCGAGGCUCUUGUCGGCAUGGGUGAAGAACAGAACCGGGUGCAGCUGCUGGCUCUACUGGUACCAACUCUCAUCUCUUACCUUUUAGAUGAAAACACCCUGUCAUCAGUGCCACAUAUAUCCAAAUGCCUGCAUGAUUUUGCACUUCAGAACUUAAUGCGGAUUGGCCCCCUCUAUCCAGCUGCCUUCAAAAUUGUUAUUAGUGCAGCACCUGAGCUUAAAACACGACUGGAAUCUGCAAUACGGGCCAACCAGGCUAGCAGCAAAGCCAAAGCUGCAGCUCGGAAAGCUCAGCCAACUGUGCAAGCUGCACCAACCAUCAAACUCAAGAAGAGUUUCUUCUGAAAACAAAAAUCUACCGUAUACUCUCACAGCCCAAGACAAUGUUCUUAUUGCUUUUCUUUUCUUUGAAUACAGUGUGAUGUCAUACUUGAAGCAAGUCCAUGUAUUUAUUUAUUCUCCACAUUAUCAGUUUUUGAUGGCUAAAAGCUGUUUACUUCGUCAGGAAGACAGUUGUGUAAAUAUUAUUUAAAAUCUUUGAAAGUUCACUUUAAAAAGUUCACCUUGAAUUUUAUAGAAAAAAAAUAUUGUGUGAAUGUAUCCAUUGCAGACAUGAUGCACAUGUUCCACACAGUUGAUAAACUGGGGCAAAGUCGUAACCCCCUCCCGCUAUUUCUGAAAGUGCUUUUGAUGUCAGAACAAGACUCUAUAUUCAUCUCAGCUGCCUGGCAACUUUGCAGAUGAUUUUGUUUGAAAUGGAUUAGGGUUGGGUUUAGAAUAAGGGUCUGGGUUAGGAUAUAAUUUUUGUUAAAUUGAUUAAACAUUUGUAAAUUUGAACAAUACUUCCGCUUUGGGACCAUGGCUUUGCACACAUCCAGGAGUUUUGCACAGUAGCACCAUUCCGAUUAUGGACCAGGUCCCAUUUGAGAAGAGUUCAGAUUUGCAAAUUGAGCAGAACACACAUAUGCAUAGGGAUAAUAUUAAAUGAUAUUCCAUGCCUUUUUAUUAAAAAUUCCUUUUUGGUAUUGCCAUCCCUCACAAUCUCAAAUUGUUUAGCGGUCCAUGUCAGGUUUUUUUUUUUUUUUUUUUAGUUAGUACAACCUUGUUAUUCCUCUUAAAUUUAUUUCAGUCAUCUUUUUAAUUAUGUCAUGAAGCUGAGAUAUAGAUGGGUACAUCUGUGUUGUAGUAUUGUAAUGAUUGUUAUACACAUUCCUAUGAAGCGUUCUAAAAUGUUACAAAGAAGUUAAUUAUUAAAUUUAGUUAGUAGGAAUAUCACAUGAUUCCAGUUUUGAAAAAUCUUUUUAAACAGAAUUUGUUUCUGCAGUGACAAUGAUUUCAUUGUCACCGUAGGUCUCAUGUUGAGAAAUGGGAGCAUUAAGCUCUGUUAAUUGAAUGUGCUACAUAUCACAUUUCUUUAUUUUAUUUGAAUUUAAUGGUUGCAACAGCUGUUACAGUUUGCUCAAAUGGCUCUGUCAUUCUUUAAAGUUGUCAAUAAAGAUGGUUUGACCUCCCUAUU